GAUCUAGAUUAGUUUCUACAAUCUAUAUUUUUUCUUCGGGAAACGGUGUCGUCUGGUUUAUACUAAAAAAAUUAAAAUAUUUAGAAUCUAGUUUAGAUCUAGAUCGACAUCUACAUGUGAAUGUCAUGAAUGUGUAAAAACAAAAGUUUAAAAAAUUUUGAUGAUUAAUAACUACUUUCAAGAAGGUAUUUGGAACCACAAUUUAAAAAAACAAUGCGAUUUAAUUCAAAGGAGUUGGCUCUUCUAGUACAGCAGACCAAUCAUUAUGACAAAGAAGGAUUUCUUUUAAUGAAGGACAAACAAGAUGGAUUCUUUAAAAAAUCAGAAGCAUACAUAAAUCGCUAUGUCAAGCUUAAAGGCAACUUACUAUUUUACUUCAAGAACAAAGAUAAUAAAGCUGAACCACUAGGAGUAAUUGUUCUAGAAAGAUGUGCUGUUGAACUGGCAGUUGAUCAGGAAACUACUAAUGGAUUUUUGUUAGGUUUUCGGAUUAGGGGGAGUGGCGAGUUGGCAAAAAG
Messenger RNA from Physella acuta, 518 nucleotides. Its product is annotated as sesquipedalian-1. Lineage: Eukaryota; Metazoa; Mollusca; Gastropoda; Physidae. Gene Ontology annotation, cellular component: trans-Golgi network; recycling endosome; early endosome. The record is from RefSeq and is a predicted model, not a curated record. Gene Ontology annotation, biological process: retrograde transport, endosome to Golgi; receptor recycling; endosome organization.